Striga asiatica is the source of this 306-nucleotide messenger RNA. The record is from the annotation of a GenBank genome assembly. Lineage: Eukaryota; Viridiplantae; Streptophyta; Magnoliopsida; Lamiales; Orobanchaceae.
AUGGACGACUUCCGGCUAGGGGAGGAAGAAGUCGUCGAUGUUCCGCUCCUUGGCGAGGGAUUCGGAGGAGGAUCGGCGAUGAGAUUGCUUCUGGCGGCGGAGGGAUUUGGCCUCGACCUCGCGUUUCUCCUCGUCGCGGAAGUGCAGGAGGCGCUUCGAUUUCGGAGCGGCUUGAAGAAUUUCUCGCAGUCGAUGUCCUCCGCGAGGCUCUGUCACUUUUUUAUAAGCUUCUUCUUAAGGAUGUCCAUGGUUUUUGAUGCGGGGCUCGGGUAUGUGGAGGAAGGAGGGCUGAGGCUGAUUUUGUAA